ACACAGUAUCGGGGACAUGGUCGGGAGUUGGUCGAGAAUGGCACUGGUAUGGAUCUGGUCGACGGUGUGGUGGCUGUGGGUGGUGACGGUCUGGUCAAUGAGCUGGUGAUGGGGCUACUCAUGGUAUCCAUCAGAAGAGCUGGUGUGGAUCCACAUGACCCGCAGGUUACGCUGCCCACCACCCACCUACGUCUCGGCAUUAUACCAGGUGGGAGCACGGAUGCCAUGUGUCAUGGCACUCAUGGCACCAGUGAUGUGAUCACCGCAGCACUGCACAUCAUUAUGGGUGACAGCCGGUGCGUUGAUGUAGCAGCUAUCUACAGGAAUGGACAGUUCCAAAAUGUUGCAACUACUAUGGUUUCGUAUGGAUAUUUUGGUGACUUGUUGAAGACAUCCGAGCAGUGGAGGAAGCUUGGACCCACUCGCUACUUGGUGUCUGGCUUCCUGCAGUUUAUGAGGAAUCGCUCUUACGAGGGACAGUUAAAGGUGUUGACUCCAGCAAACCCAUUAGCACAGCCCUACGACAUGAAUGGUUGCUGUCAUGAGUGCAGUGUGUGUGAUAAAGCUGCCAUGGCUGCACCAGCUGCUGGACAGUGGUUAAAGUUCACUGGCCGCUGGAGUGUAGUGACCUCGGCAGUGAUGUCCUGUGCUUGCCGCCUCUCUCCUUAUGGAGUGUCACCCUCAGCCCAUCUUGGGGACGGCUGUACUGACCUUAUUUUAGUGUCUGGAGGCUCAAGAUGUCGCAUCCUCAGCUAUCUCUUCCGAACUGCCUAUACUGGAAAUGCUGUGA
Molecule: messenger RNA, 790 nt
Organism: Cherax quadricarinatus
Lineage: Eukaryota; Metazoa; Arthropoda; Malacostraca; Decapoda; Parastacidae
Source: RefSeq, a predicted model, not a curated record